Messenger RNA from Megalopta genalis, 1046 nucleotides. RefSeq names its product mitochondrial ribosome recycling factor 1 (gene mRRF1). Lineage: Eukaryota; Metazoa; Arthropoda; Insecta; Hymenoptera; Halictidae. Gene Ontology annotation, cellular component: mitochondrion. The record is from RefSeq and is a predicted model, not a curated record. Gene Ontology annotation, biological process: translation. Gene Ontology annotation, molecular function: ribosomal large subunit binding.
UUAGAUCAAUAGUUAAGUUUGGAUAAAUACCAUAAUUAUACCGACACAAACGUACAUAACCUUUUGUAAUGCUUGGUAGUAAAAUGUGCUCCAAUUCUUGAAAGGAUUGAGUUAAAAAAGAGGAGAGACAAUGGUGAUCUCAAUGAAAUUACAUACCUGUGCAAAAACUUUAUUAAAUCUGUACAUAUGUAGACUGAACAGGUUUUCAAUGGAAUACAUACGGAACCUGCAUAAUCUCAAUCAAUCAAGAUUUUCUAACAUACAGUGUAAUCAGAAUAAUUUUCCGCAAUUAUAUGGAAUUAACAAUUUUUCCACCACAAAAACAUUGUUAAAAGGUAAAGAUCGCGGGAGAGAUAAGAAAAAGGUACAGGUUAUGGAUAUUAAUCCUGAUGAAUUAGAUGGGGUUAUAAAUGUAGAUCGUAUGAAGUUACUGCUUGACAAUGCAUUUGAAGACUAUAAGAAUCAAUUGAUAAAACAUGUAAGUUUGCGUACCAGUUUGGGUGCUAUUGAAGAAUUAAUGAUAAAAUAUGAUGGUACUGAAUAUCAACUUCAAGAAAUAGUAGAAAUUAGUCGAAAACCUAAACUGAUAGUAUUGAACAUGUCUGCCUUUCCUCAAAUAAUUCCUGAUGUCCUGAAAACUCUGUCGAAAUCUCAAAUGAAUUUGAAUCCACAACAAGAGGGUACCGUGAUUUAUUUACCAACACCAAAAGUCACUAAAGAACACAGAGUAAAUUUAGCAAAAACAGCAAAAGCAUAUUUUGUGAAGUGCAAAAAUGAAAUCAACGAUGUGCGAAAUAAGUAUAUAAAGACAGCGAAAAAUAAAGAGGGUUUGUCUACAGAUUUAGUUUUCAGAGCUGAGAAUUACAUAAGCAAUAUAACUCAUGACUACAUUAACAAUGCUGAGCAGUUGUUGCAAACAAAAGAGAAAGAACUAUUAGGUGAUUCAUCGUAGUUAUUAUAUUUAAACAGCAAUGAAACUUUAAAGUGAGAUAAUAUUCAACUGUACAUAUACACAAAAUAUAUAAAAUACUUAUAUUUUCACAAUA